Messenger RNA from Synchiropus splendidus (mandarinfish), 1002 nucleotides. Its product is annotated as actin remodeling regulator NHS-like. NCBI's taxonomy places the organism in Eukaryota, Metazoa, Chordata, Actinopteri, Syngnathiformes, Callionymidae. The record is from RefSeq and is a predicted model, not a curated record. Gene Ontology annotation, biological process: cell differentiation; lens development in camera-type eye. The transcript is spliced from 3 exons. Bases 353 to 847 code for a protein of 164 amino acids.
GUAGAUUUCAAGUUCUCCUUAACCACAUUCAUAACUCAAUGGUUGUAGUCCUCUUCUCAUUUUGUCUAGUACUUCAAAGAUUCAUUGUCCAAAAUGUUUCCUGUCUCUAAUCCACUCAAGUCCAACAAACCCCCUGACAUUACUAUUAGAUGGCCUUCAUGACUAAAUUCAUCUCCAAGCCUCUCAACAUUAGUCGGUCUGAUACACUUGCUUCAUUCUGCAUCUCAUAACGCCUGUUAGUGACAUUGAAAACCUGAGCCAACAUACCUCACCAUGUCAUUGUGUCAGAGCCUACUGUCUCUAAGCCAUACGUCAUGGCAGUUCUCAGACAACCAAAAUACCUUCAGCAAGGAUGUCCACACAGAGUGAGGAGCCUCUGACCACUUUGAUGCAUGAUGACAUUGUGAGGUCAAAAAAUGCAUCCAUGACAACUGAGGAGCUGUUUACCCAGAUCCACAGGUCAAAAAUAAAGCACCUGGGAAGAAAACAUGUGGGAGAUUCAAAUGGGCUGAUGGGCCAUGACCCCAGAACCAGAAGCACCUGCAUGGCCGCUCCACCAUCUGCAGCUAGCAUCCAGCCAACAAAAAAGAAUGUUGCUCAAGCAAGACGGGCCAAUGUACAAAUUCAUCGCAGCGCAGAGAAAUCGAACACAUCAAUUGAAGAAUUCAAACUUCUACUCAAAGGGAAAGGUGAGCGAUCUCAGUUCAACAGGGUCAUGCCAGCUACAGAGAACAUGCAUCCCAAGAAGCCUGUAGACCAUGUCCAGGAGGAGCCAGCAGAUGCAAUGAGCAGUCUGCUCACUUGCUUUGAAUCCAUGCAGAGUAGCUAUGCCACGGACAAUAUCUGAGGCAACUUCUGAUUCAUUUGUAUCACUAUACUUAAGGUUGGUCAUGCUUUACCUUUUCAAAGACAUUUUCCUUUUUUCUUGUAUAAGGAAAAAGGCAAAUGUCACAGCAUUUUUGAGAAAUAUAAUCUUGAAUUAAACAAUGAAACAAUUCCAGG